AUGGCAGACUAUCCGCGCCUUGGUCUGCAGCCAGUUUCCCAUCUUAAGGCUGGUCCGACCACUUCCAGCUCCAGAUCGACUGCGUUGCCCUUGACAAGCCAGCCCCCCCUCGCAAGACCCUCAUCUCGACUGCGAACACAAAAGUCUUCUGCUAGAGAUGAUCCGGUUGAUGCGACCAGCGAAAAAGCUACUCUUGCCUUGAUUCGACGCGUGCUAUGCCCGCAGACGAGCAACCACGGCGCAUCCUCUCCACCGCCUCCAGAAGACCUACUACCUCCCCUCACGAGCUCCAAUGACGUUGACCGUCAGCUAUACGCCAUAAUCGCUAUUAUAAUAAGAGAGUUUCUGUACUCAUGGUACUCAAAGAUCACCCCUGACCAGGCACUUGUCAAUGAGGUCUUACAGGUUGUGGCACACUGUACCCGCGCCCUGGAACAGAGAAUACGCCAGAUCGAUGUUGCACAGCUAGUUUUGGAUGACAUCCCGGUGCUAGUGGAAGCACAUAUACGUUUCCCGGACCCGACAGACCCAGAUACCCUAGGCGAGCAAAACGAGAAUGAAUGUAUCUACCGGCGGCUCUUAGCCAACGGCAUACUGGCAGUACUAUUGCCUACAGAGGACCUCGAGAAUAGCAGCCUCCGCACCCUAGUGGGCGAUGUGCUGGCCGAUCUUAUAUUGGGAAAGGAAGUCGCUGGUCGUAUCUGCGAAGGAAUAUUUAUCUGGGAAACGACCACCAAAUUGCUCACUAUAGCUCAGCACCGCGGGAACGGACAGGAUUCCAGUUCAUCGGGAAAAACUACGAGUAGUCGACUGGAGCAGUUUGGCCUACUCCAUGAAGAUUCAGGGGCGUCCCAACCUCCCACCCAGUCGCCAAUUACAUCCUGGAUAUGGAACAUCCUUCAGGGCAUAUACCUUGGUUACGUUGCCUUGCGUUUCAUUGCGACGGGUCUCUUCCGCGUCGCAUCCUCUCCCGGACCGGGGGCCUCGCACGGAGCCAGUGUUUCAGUUCCCGCUGCAACGCCAGAGGCCCAGAAGGAGGGGAUCGAGUCGUCGUCAGACGGCGUGGCGGAUAAGCGCCCAGUUCUCGACUACCGAAUGUCUUCCAUGGCAUCACAGCUACUUGGCAUUUCCGAAAGGAUGCCAUGGCUGACCGGAUUAUUCGCACUCGCUCAAAAUAUCAUUCUCGCGGGGCCAGGUAGGCUCGGUGACACAGACAGUGUCCUUGAUAGGUAA
Molecule: messenger RNA, 1233 nt
Organism: Penicillium manginii
Lineage: Eukaryota; Fungi; Ascomycota; Eurotiomycetes; Eurotiales; Aspergillaceae
Product: PXA domain-containing protein
Exons: 2
Coding region: 1-1233 (410 amino acids)
Biological process (GO): protein targeting to lysosome; early endosome to late endosome transport; endosome to lysosome transport
Cellular component (GO): late endosome; early endosome; extrinsic component of endosome membrane
Molecular function (GO): phosphatidylinositol binding
Source: RefSeq, a predicted model, not a curated record